UUGCUAGUCUGAAACUUGGAGGUUAUCCAAUUCAAGUAAACAAGAAAAAUUAAUGACCUGUACUGUAAGCGUUAAGAGCGAUAUAUCUGUAUAAUGUACUGUCAAUAAGUGACGCCGUGGCGAGGAAAGUGAUAUCAAAAGCAAUAUAAGAAUGAAACGAGCGGGGAAAAAUCAGAGUUGCGUACCGCUGUCUACUUGUUACGGUCAAUUCGAGCUUAAUAACAGACAUAUCCUAAUUCCAGUCCACUAAAAUAUGCGCGGAAUGUUGAUUCUAUUUUUCGUUCCGCUGAUCGUCCUCGUGAAAACCGACAUUCGACCGGAGGUUGCAAUGCGAAUGACCUCCCAGAGUAGCCCGGAGCAUCGUAAAUAUGUGAACAACUCCAGUCUUGUAAGAGUGACUUCGGAACAGGAUAUCGUGAUAAAUGGCGCAGGCAUCAGAUACAUUGAGCCUGGGGCUUUCAACGGUUGCGAGACGACCCAGACCCUCAUGAUGGCAGACAACAAAUUGACUACCCUGGCAGCAGGCAUGUUUCAUGGUCUGAGGGACCUCAAGAUGGUGAAUUUUUUCAAUAAUACAAUUAUGGACGUUGCUAAUGGAGCCUUUGAUACUCUACCAAAUUUGUUAGAGUUGGAAUUAAGCUAUAAUCGCUUGAGUGGACUUGAAGAUGGCGUCAGAAGCGGACUGAAAAAUCUGCGAGUAUUGAAAUUAAACGAAAAUCCUUUUAUCCUAACGAGAGAUGGGUUCACAGGAUUGUCGAAACUGAAACUGCUCGAAUUAUCUGGGGCGAAUAUCUCGGCGAUUUCUCUGGGCAGUUUCGACGGCCUGGAUCAACUUCAGCGGUUGGAUCUUUCCAAUAAUAAGUUGACCGCUAUUUCGAAAGCGUACUUUGAAACAUUGGGACAAUUAAAGGAACUCGACCUUUCAAUGAAUACCAUUUCUACUCUUCGCAAACAUACCUUCAGGGGACUAACGAAGUUGACGGACUUGUGGCUAAAUGACAAUCAAAUUCAGGUUCUCGGCUCUGACAACAUUUUCAAAUGGUUCACAAACCUGAACAAGUUAUACCUGAAUGGUAAUCCACUACUGAUGUUCAACGUCGCAGUUUUUAGCAAGAUGCAAAGUGUCAAUAUUGAGCCUGGAUUUAAAUGCGAUCUAUCCCAAGAAGUUCAGAAGAAUUUCGCCAAUGCAACAUCUCACUGGUUUAUUUGUAAUAACUCUGAUGGUUUUUUUACACCUUAUCACUGCUCCGCAAUGUUCUCCGUUCUUUAAUUGGAACAAGAAUAUCACACAAAUUAUGCGAAUGUCAUUUAUUUGUAUCGAGACUGUAAUGCUACAGACAAAGAAUUAAUUAUUAAGUUAAUAGGUAAAGUCAUAUAUCGUACUAAGCCCGAUAUUUCAUCAAAUUUUUCAGCUGCAACAGCUGUGAAAGGCUGUGAUAAACACAAAAUAGGUCAUUGUUUUUCGACGUGUUUAUAAGUACGAUGUAUUUUUCUCGUGUCAAUUUUGUAUCUUACCAUAUUUAUUGCUAAUUGUAAGAAAAAUACAAAAUAUCACACAUGUCUCAUUUUACAAUAUCGUGAGUAUGUUUGAAUUAACCUCAAGCUGCAGAGAUAAAAAAGUAAAAAUAAAGGACGCUCGUAUAUGAAAUGAUAGUAAUAUUGGAUACAUUGAGUUCCUGUAUGAUUAUAUGUGUAUCACCAUAGUCGUUGAUAAUAUUUUAUAAAUGAAGUGAAUCGUAAUAAUAUAUGAACUUGUUAUCUGGAUGCAUGCCACAUUUGUCAUUACCUGAUAAACACAACGCUUCACACAGGCGUCCACUAUGUUAAUAUUGUUAAGUUGAAGACAUGGUACAUUUACGCUUAAACAUCUAUCAAUAUUCUAAUUCUGUGCAAGCGUAGCCACGUCAGUGAGCUAAUUAAAUACAACUAAUAAUCCGAACCUAU
Molecule: messenger RNA, 1944 nt
Organism: Neodiprion fabricii
Lineage: Eukaryota; Metazoa; Arthropoda; Insecta; Hymenoptera; Diprionidae
Product: leucine-rich repeats and immunoglobulin-like domains protein 3
Exons: 1
Coding region: 254-1270 (338 amino acids)
Molecular function (GO): protein binding
Source: RefSeq, a predicted model, not a curated record